CAUCAUCCCUACUCUCUGAAAACCAAACCCGAAUAAGUUAAUAUCGAAGCCAAACAUGCCUUCAUCGCGGUUUCUCUCGGGGCUCGCCAUCGCCAUCGUAACCCUGGUCCUCCCAGUCCUUGGCCAGGUCUCCACGCCGUGUUCCCCGGCAAUGAUCUCGAGCUUCACUCCCUGCUUCAACUUCAUCACCAACAGCAGCGCCAAUGGCACCAUCUCUCCCUCCACUGACUGCUGCAGUUCCCUCAAGUUGCUCGCCAACACCAGCGUGAGCUGCCUGUGCCUCAUCAUGACUGCGAACGUGCCCAUCCAACUCCCCAUCAACCGGACGCUCGCCAUCUCCCUGCCCCGUGCCUGUAACAUGCCCGGUUUGCCCGUCCAAUGCAAGGCCUCUGGUGCACCAAUUCCCGCUCCAGGUCCUAUGGCACUUGGUCCGACUUCUUCCGCUCCGGGAGCUUCUCCAACUGCUAGUCCCACUGCAUCAGCACCAGCUCCCGUUCCCGAAGUCGAGCCACCGCCUGCUCUGCCACCAGUAUCGGACACUCCACCUGUACUGACCCCACCAUCGCCUCCAGCGACCUCGACAACCCCAGGUAGCCGCCCAGUGGUGAAUCCACCGGCGGCUUCCGGUGUUACUCAUGUCCCUUCCCCGACAUUAUUUCUACCAGUUACGAUAUUAGGAUCUCUUAUGAUGAAAUUUUAUUAGGGAGCAUUUGGGAGGUAGAUUUAUUCCUCCAUUAUGUUCUAUUCUUACUUAAAUUAUGGUUUGAUAGGAUGAUUCUUUUGGGGCGUUUGUUAAUACUAUUUGGGGCCACAUUCGGCCGAUUAUUCACCCAAUAAGUUGAGAUAUUCACUUCCGUUGUGUAUAAGUUCUGGUAUUUGAGUUGGUAUUUGUAUUCGUCCUUUUUUCUACAUUAAUAAAAUAAUUCGUUUGGCCUAGUUAAAAAAAA
Molecule: messenger RNA, 947 nt
Organism: Punica granatum (pomegranate)
Lineage: Eukaryota; Viridiplantae; Streptophyta; Magnoliopsida; Myrtales; Lythraceae
Source: RefSeq, a predicted model, not a curated record